CCAAGUCUCGGCUAAAGUAAUCAGCAAACUGUAGACCACCACAGUUGCAUCGACCCCCUUUCUGGUAUUAUGCAUGCAAGCCAAGAGGUCCGACCGAGCGCUUGUUAGCGACAUGGAAGUCACUUCUGUAAAGUAGAGGAGAAACGCUUUGAAUGUGGCAACCGUACGGCAGAAAGUCCGGCUGAGCGUGGCUUCAAGAGACAGCGGAAUACUGUAUUUGGGCUUGCUUGCAUUCAUUUUCCUUAACGUGGACAAUCAUGUUUUUGUUCUUCUGGGGACUAAGCUUUUUUGUAUUACUCUCUGAUUUUAUGAAUGCACUAGCUUCAACAGGGAGACCGCGAGACUCAGAGAAAGCGAAAUUACCGCAGUUUGGCGCGUAUGAGAUUGUAACUCCGGCCAGAGUGAAUGAAGCCGGUGACAAACUGCCAACGGGCGUGCACUUCAAGAGGAGAAAGCGGAGUACCGACCCAAUAACCGGCAACAUCUCCCAUCAUUGGACCUCUCCGCACGUCUAUUAUCAAAUAUCUGCCUUUGGGCAGGACUAUUACCUUAACCUUACGCUCGAGUCGGGAUUUAUUGCUCCAGUUUACACUGUCACGAUACUCGGAGCAUCCAGUGAAGGUCAUAAUUCAGAAGAGGGGGAGGAGGACACGGAGUAUCAGCACUGCUUUUAUAAAGGACAUGUGAACGCUGGGCAGGAGCAUACUGCAGUAAUCAGCCUCUGCUCCGGUUUGCUUGGCACUUUCAGGUCACCAGAAGGGGAGUUUUUUGUGGAGCCCCUUCAUAGCUACAAUGGUGAACAUUAUGAAGAAGAACACAUCAAACCUCAUGUCGUGUACAGAAAAGAUGCCUCAAAAAAGAGUGUAGAUGAUCCGACUGCAUGUGAAACUUCAGGACAUAUAGAGCCACUCCGCAGACACAGGAACAGACUGAAGAGAAAGUCGCCCUCAAGCAUGUUGUCCGACCUGGAGUCUCUUAAUUCCAGACUCUUCUCUGCCCCCUUCCCCUCCUUAGAAAACAAGCACAACUCUGCUAAUGAAAGCAGUGACUCCAAGCCACACCGGAGAUCAAAGCGUUUCCUCUCCUACCCCCGUUUUGUUGAAGUCAUGGUUGUGGCAGACAGCAAGAUGGUGGAACAUCAUGGAAGCAACCUUCAGCACUACAUUCUUACACUGAUGUCCAUAGUUUCCUCAAUCUAUAAGGAUCCCAGCAUUGGAAACCUGAUUAACAUUGUUAUUGUGAAAUUGGUCAUUAUAAAGAAUGAGGUGGAUGGUCCCACUAUCACUUUCAAUGCACAAGCCACUUUGAAAAACUUCUGCAUAUGGCAGCAGAGUCAGAACCACCCGGAUGACAACCAUCACUCACAUCACGACACUGCCAUCCUAAUCACAAGGCAGGACAUCUGUCGAGCACGGGACAAGUGUGACACUUUAGGUCUUGCUGAGCUAGGUACAGUUUGUGAUCCCUACAGAAGUUGCAGUAUUAAUGAGGAUAAUGGACUCAGUACUGCUUUCACCAUUGCUCAUGAGCUUGGCCAUGUGUUCAACAUGCCUCACGAUGACAGUAACAAAUGCAAGGAGGAUGGAGUUAAGAACCAGCAACAUGUGAUGGCCCCUACGCUCAACUAUUACACCAAUCCUUGGAUGUGGUCCAAAUGUAGUCGGAAAUACAUCACAGAGUUCCUCGACACAGGGUAUGGGGAGUGUUUGCUCGAUGAGCCAGUUUCUAGGCCAUACAGUUUGUCCCAGCAGCUGCCUGGACAGAUAUAUAACGUCAAUAAACAAUGUGAGCUGAUAUUUGGGCCUGGGACACAGGUGUGCCCAUAUAUGACACAGUGCCGGAGACUGUGGUGCACCAGUCCAGAAGGAGUCCAGCGUGGCUGCCGGACCCAACACAUGCCAUGGGCUGACGGGACAGAGUGCUCUCCAGGAAAGCAUUGUAAACAUGGCCUGUGCAUCCCUAAAGAGCAUGAUUCUGUUCCAAUAGAGGGGGCCUGGGGUGUGUGGAGUCCCUUUGGCACAUGCUCAAGGACCUGUGGAGGGGGAAUCAAGAUCGCGGUGCGCGAGUGCAACCGACCCAUGCCCAGAAAUGGGGGAAAGUAUUGUGUAGGACGAAGGAUGAAAUUCCGUUCCUGUAACUCUGAGCCAUGCUCCAAGCAAAAGAAAGACUUCAGGGAGGAACAGUGUGCCAGCUUUGAUGGGCGGCACUUCAACAUCAAUGGUCUACCUCCAAAUGUCCGCUGGGUGCCAAAGUAUAGUGGAAUUCUGAUGAAGGAUCGCUGUAAGCUAUUCUGUCGUGUAGCGGGCAGCACAGCUUACUACCAACUCAGGGACAGAGUUAUUGAUGGCACGCAGUGUGGGCCUGACACCAACGACAUCUGUGUUCAGGGCCUGUGCAGGCAAGCAGGAUGUGACCACGUGUUGAACUCCAAGGCCAGGAGAGAUAAGUGUGGGGUGUGUGGUGGGGACAACUCAUCUUGCAAGACUGUUGCAGGAACAUUCAACAUAGUGCAUUAUGGUUACAAUGUUGUGGUGCGAAUUCCCAGUGGUGCUACAAACAUAGAUGUCAGACAACACAGCUACUCAGGGAAACCAGAGGACGAUAACUACCUCGCCUUGUCCAACAGCCGUGGAGAAUAUUUACUCAAUGGAGAUUUUGUGGUCAGUAUGUUUAAAAGGGAAGUCAGAGUGGGGAAUGCUGUUAUUGAAUACAGUGGCUCUGACCAUGUCGUUGAGAGAAUCAACUGCACUGACCGCAUAGAAGAGGAGAUUAUUAUCCAGGUGCUAUCCGUAGGAAACCUCUACAACCCUGAUGUCAGGUAUUCCUACAACAUUCCCAUAGAAGACAAACCUCAGCAGUUUUUUUGGGAUGCGUACGGCCCAUGGCAGGAUUGCAGUCUUUUGUGCCAAGGAGAGCGCAAGAGGAAGAUCUUGUGCAAUCGUGAGUCGGAUCGAGUGGUGGUGUCUGAUCAGCGGUGCCAUGGCUCUCCUAAACCAGCUGUGAUCACCGAGCCAUGCAACACAGACUGUGAACUCAGGUGGUACGUUGCUCGCAAAAGCGAGUGCACAGCCACAUGCGGUCUGGGUGUUCGGACUUUGGACAUUUACUGCACCAAACAGGGCAGGUUGGAUGGAAAGACCCAGAAGGUCGAUGAUCGGUAUUGCAGCAGUCAGCGCAAGCCUGAUGACAAGGAAGUGUGCCGUGGAGACUGCAACCCUGGUGGAUGGGAGUACUCCUCCUGGUCUGAGUGUUCCAGGAGCUGUGGAGGAGGAACGCGUCGUAGAAGUGCAUUAUGUGGAAAGUCAGCAGAGGCUGAUGACGAAAGCAAGUGCAACCCACAAGAAAAGAUCACAGUCCAACCCUGUAAUGAGUUCCUGUGUCCUCAGUGGAAAACUGGAGACUGGUCAGAGUGUCUGGUGACAUGUGGCAAGGGCUAUAAGCACCGCCAGACCUGGUGUCAGUUUGGAGAGGAGCGUUUGGAUGACCGUUUCUGUGACUCAUCCAAACCAGAGUCAGUACAGGCCUGCCAACAGCAAGAAUGUGCGUCCUGGCAGGUGGGACCCUGGGGACAGUGUACCACCACAUGCGGCCCAGGCUAUCAAAUGAGAGCUGUGAAGUGUGUGGUUGGCUCAUACGGCUCUGUCAUGGAUGACACUGAAUGUAAUGCAGCAACACGUCCAACAGAUACUCAGGAUUGUGAACUCUCGCAGUGCCCGGUGACUCAUCCUGUCAUCCCAGAGACCAAAGUGAUGUCACAUCCUGGUCAUAAAACACAGUGGCGCUUUGGAUCAUGGACACAGUGCAGCGCCACCUGUGGAAAGGGCACCCGGAUGCGCUACGUAAGUUGCCGUGACCAGCAGGGUGGAGUAGCAGAGGAAUCAGCCUGCGCUCAUCUUACAAAACCUCCUGCUAGUGAGGUGUGCUCCAUAGUGGCGUGUGGACAGUGGAAGGUUCUAGAAUGGACUGCGUGCUCCGUAUCCUGUGGUCAGGGUACAACUACACGGCAAGUGGUGUGUAUGAACAUCAGCGAUCAAGUUGUGGAAAUGAGUGAGUGUGACCCAGAUGAUCAACCAGCAACAGAGCAGGAGUGUGCCAUGCCCCAGUGUCCGUCUCGCUCCAGCGACCACGGGGGCUUUUUACCUAACCCUGAUUCUCGGAAAAAAAAUGUUCCCAUCGGACGAACUGACCGUAACAGAGCUGGCAGACCCCAGUCGCAUCAAUGGAGGACUGGACCAUGGGGGGCGUGUUCAAGUACCUGUGCCGGAGGAUUCCAGAGGCGUGUGGUGGUGUGUCAGGAUGAGAACGGCUACCCUGCCAACAGCUGUGAUGAAAGCACACAACCCACAGAGCAACGCUCCUGUGAAUCCGGCCCCUGCCCUCAGUGGGUCUAUGGCAGCUGGAGUGAGUGUUCAAAAUCCUGCGGAGGAGGGAUAAAGACCCGGUUGGUCACUUGUCAGCGGCCCAACGGGGAGCGCUUUAACGAUCUGAGCUGUGAAAUUCUUGACAAACCACCCGACCGAGAACAGUGCAAUACUCAGUCCUGCUCUAUUAACCCUCACUGGAUCACAGACCAAUGGAGCUCGUGCUCCGCGUCCUGUGGGAGAGGAUACAAAUACCGUAAUGUGACUUGUGUCAGUCACGUGGGCCAGCCAAUCGCAGAAGAGAACUGCUUGCACCAGCCCCUCCCACAAAAACAAAGGCGUUGCAGAGGUGGGAGGUGCCCUAAGUGGAAGACUGGGAGCUGGGAUGAGUGCAGCAAAACAUGCGGUUUUGGGUACAAGGCUCGAACAGUGGUGUGUUUGGAUAAGGAUGAAGAUGAGGUGCAUGACACAUACUGCAUGAACCAAAGAAAACCUGCUGAUAAGGAACCUUGUAACUUACAACCCUGUGAGUUCAUCUGGAUUACAGGAGAAUGGUCUAAGUGCUCAGUCACCUGUGGUCAGGGGUAUCAGAGGAGGCUGGUGUCCUGCAGUGAGGUUCAUGCUGGGACUGAUAAUUAUGAGUAUAGCCUUAACUCUUCGUUAGACUGCCCCGGCACCCCUCCUGAGGACGUCAUGCCCUGCUUUUGGCUGCCUUGCCCUGCCCCACACACUUGGAGAGUGGGUAUAUGGGGUCCUUGCUCUGCAAGCUGUGGAAGGGGCUGGACAGAGAGAAGAGUCCAGUGUAUAUCAGCAGAGGGCGAGGUUUCUGAAAAAUGUCCCUCCUCCUCUAAACCUGAAGAACGAAAAUCCUGCAUCAGUCCUUCUUGCCACUUCCCCACUAACUGCAGAGAUGUAAAGCUCCAGAAAGGUGUCGUCUCUGAUGGUGAACAGACUUUAACCAUAGAUGGUAAAAUGUUAAAAAUCUACUGUUCAGAGAUGAACUCUGACAAUCCUAAAGAGUAUAUCACAUUGAUCAUAGGAGAAGAAGAGAACUUCUCUGAGGUCUUCGGAUACAGGCUGAUGGACCCCACACAGUGCCCAUCCAACCUAAGCAGGAGAGAGGAUUGCCAGUGUCGAAGAGACUACAUAGCCGCUGGUCUCUCUACCUUCAAAAGAGUCAGAGUGGACCUCAACAAAAUGAUCAUUAUAACCACAGACUGGAAAUUCGCCUUCAUCCAUGAAGGCCGUAGGAUUCCUUUUGCCACAGCAGGAGAUUGUUACAGUGCUGCCCGAUGUCCACAGGGCCGGUUCAGGAUCAAUCUCUCAGGAACGGGAUUCAAGGUGGCAGAUAACACCAAGUGGAUUUCCCAAGGGAACUAUGCCAUAGCUGACAUACACAGGUCUCAGGAUGGCAGUAGAGUUUCUGGGAUUUGUGGUGGUUAUUGUGGAAAAUGCACUCCCUCCUCCAUCUCUGGACUUGCUGUUGAAGUUUCAUGAUGCAGGUGGUCAGGUCUGCUGACAAACAGCAGGAAUGUGUAUGAUCUAUUUCUAAAUAUCACUGUCAAUUUUAAUUUCUUUGAAGUUUUAAUGGGUCUCAUGUAGACUCGUGUAUAUCUGUGGUGCUAAAGGAAAUGAAGAACAUCUUUUUUAUUUAUUUAAAUUUUUAUAAGACUCUACACUUGUUUUGAAAAUGUUAUGUGUAUUAUUUCUUAGGUGCCAUACAGUUCAGUUGUGAGCCAUAAGGAGUUUUGAGAUACCAGUAUACCUUCUUGGCAUCUAUAUUACUAUACUAAUGUUCAAAAGUUUGGGGUCGGUAAGAUUUUUUGUUUGUUUGUUUGUUUGUAUUUAAGUCUCCUAUGCUCACCAAAGCUGCAUUUAUUUGAUCAAAAAUGCAGUGAAACAAUAAUAUUCUAAAAUAUUAUUACAAUUUAUGUAAUGUAAAAAUUAAAUGUAAUUUAUUCCAGUGAUGGCAAAACUGAAUUUUCGGCAUCAUUACUCCAGUCUUCAGUGUCAUAUGAUCCUUCAGAAAUCAUUCAAAUAUGCUGAUAUGGUGCUCAAGAAACAUUUCUUAUUACUAUCAAUGUUGAAAACAGUUGUGCUGCUUAAUAUUUUUUUCCAGGAUUCUAUGAUGAAAAGAAAGUUCAAAACAUUUAUUUGAAAUAGAAAUCUUUUGUAUCAUUAUAAAUGUCUUUAUUGUCACUUUUGAUCAAUUUAAUGCAUCUUUGCUGAAUAGAAGUAUUAAUUUCUUAAAAAAAAAAAAAAAAACUGACUACAAAUAUUUGAACGGUAGUGUAUUUGGGAAAUAUUAAUGCUAAUUGUCAUCUGAAAAGUCAGAUUAGAGAAUUUUGUUUUGUUUUUUAACUCAUCAUAUUAGAAGAUGUUAAUUGCAGACUAGUGCCUUUUAUUAGUUUUUUUUUGUUUGUUUGUUUGUUUGUUUAGGGUUUUUUUUUUUUUUUUUUUUUUUUUCUAAAAUUCCAGAGAAACCAAUAUAAGCAGAGUGAGCCUAAAUGAAAGAAACAUUGUCACAGUCCAGAACACAGUCUCUGUGUUUAGCAUUGUUUUGGAAUGGAAUGCUUUGUGUCCAAGGAAGUGGAAUUCUGACUAUUCGCUGGCGCUAGUAAGACACAUCAUUAUCAUUCUGUAUAAUUAUAUAUAUAUAUAUAUAUAUAUAUAUAUAGAGAGAGAGAGAGAGAGAGAGAGAGAGAGAGACAAGCCCAAAAUGGCUAAACAGCCAUUUCUACAGGCUACAAUUAGCAAAAUUUAAGCAAAUGCACUACUUAAAAAGCCAUUGUCUUAGAAUAACAUCAAAGACAGAAUGAAGUUUUUGGCAGAAUAUGGGAAGUUUGAUUCAGAGUGGUUUAGCAGAGUUGGAGUGAUAAAUCACAAUGAAACAUAAGUUGCAUGGUGAUGCUCCAGAGCGGUGUCUUUGAAAAUCUGGUGAGAAAUAUAAUAAUAAAUGCAUCUCUACCAGAGUGAAGCAUGGAGGAAGAGGUGUCAUUGUGUGGAGAGCCUUUUUAGCUGCUGGUAUUGGUGAGCUAGAGUACUUCACUGUGAAGAGUCAUUUAAUGCCUUGGAUUACAGGAGAAAAUUGUAGAAUGGCUUGCUUCCCUGAAAAGUUGUUAUCUAAAGAGGAAAGUUAUUUUUCAACAGAAAAUGCUCCUGCCCAAAUUGCAAAGUCAACCAAGAAGUGUUUUGAGAACAAGUCAAUCAGGCUCAUGUUUUGGCCUGGUCAGAGUCCAGAUUUGUGGUUUCUGGUAAGUUUUGUAUUCUCUUCGGAUGAAAGUACAGCUUAUCUAGCUGUUGACUCGCAGUCACAAAGAAGGCCGUGUAAAGAUGAGACAUGACCUUGAUGUGUUCAGAUGUGCAUUCUGACAUUCUGAGAUGUGCAAGCCUGAGAAAUAAAAGUGAGGAAUUUGUUUUUGUAGGUUGCAUGGUUGAAUUAGAUUGGAAAGGUUGUAAAAUGAGGAUUUGGAGACGACUGGGCACUCCAAGCAUUUUUGUCUGCAGUUGUCUGCCACUGGUUAUCUUCUUAUUCAUUGUCCAAGCUGAGGAAAAGUGUGUAUUAACUACAGAAAAUUGAGAUUGAGAAGUUUGUAUCAAAUGUUGUGAAUGAAUUUAGGUGUUCCAAAUAUCAAAAGGAACCAAAUAUCAGAACACUUCUGUAGCCAGCAAAAGGCAGUUUUUUGGGUGAAGUGUGAUGUGAUGUUUUUAUCAUUAUUUUUCAGUUCUACCUCAGCUGUGCCUCUUUUAUCCAUUUUAAAACAUAUUGUAUAAUAUUGUCAUAGCAAAUUACAUAAUUUUUCCACUGAUAACUGCACUGCCAUUAUGUGUGUAUAUUUUCUUACUGUGUAUUUAUUAGGGUGAUAAUUCAUUGGUACAUUAAAAUCCAUUGGCACAUUAUUGCUACGUUGGAAUACUGAAAUAUUAUUUUCGUGUAUUCAUUAUGUAGAUCAUAAUCUAAUCAUAAAAGACGCAAAAGACGUCAGGUCAAAAGACAAAGAAGCCAUUUAAUGUUGUACUAAAAACAUUUUAUGACAUUGAUGUACUAAAAACAUACUUUCCCUAAUUGGCUUUUGAGAGAUGCUGUUUGAGGCCUACUUUAUAAGUCUGUUUUUUUUUUUUUUUUUUUUUUUUAAUUAAGUAUGGUUUUAAGUAAAUGUUUAGAUCAGAUUUAUUUCAGUUUUCUUGUAACACGUGCCUUUAAAUGCAUAUUGAUAAUCUAAGAAUAAAAAGGGAAUUUUUGAAAACAGCCAUUAGAUAAUAGAGCAGUUUGUCCUUAAACUGAUGUGUGAUUUUGAGUAAUGCUGUAUUUAUACUUUGAAUGCCUGAAGCAUUAUUGUAAAUGAAUGUGUAUCAAUGUGUAUCAAAAAGAUUAGUCUUGUGUACUUGUGCACACUUGGCAAAUAAAGUGCAUCCUGAUUAUAUAAUAGCCUUUGUUGCCCUUCAAAAAAAAUCACUUUAAUACGAUGCAGCCAAAUAAUUAGUUGAAUGCAGUAUUGCAGUACUUGAUAGAAUGGCCACUUGACUUCAUUUGCUUUGAAAUGUGGAGAACUCUUAAACGGUUAACUGCUCAAAUCCAUUUGUGCAAAUUGUUUGGUUGAGCAAUGUUCCCAACAACUUUGGAAAAUGCUGCAAUGCUUCAAUGCACCAGAACCAGGGUAGAGUCAGUCACAGUAUAGUUUAUCAAGCAAAUUAAUUUUGGGAAUUUUGAAAUAUCACUGAGACUUGUUUUGUGAAAUUCAUGCAAGUUGCUUUCAGU
Messenger RNA from Ctenopharyngodon idella (grass carp), 9120 nucleotides. It is a transcript of the gene adamts9, whose product is annotated as ADAM metallopeptidase with thrombospondin type 1 motif, 9. Gene Ontology annotation, biological process: proteolysis; extracellular matrix organization. NCBI's taxonomy places the organism in Eukaryota, Metazoa, Chordata, Actinopteri, Cypriniformes, Xenocyprididae. Gene Ontology annotation, molecular function: zinc ion binding; metalloendopeptidase activity. Gene Ontology annotation, cellular component: extracellular matrix. The transcript has 38 exons. The record is from RefSeq and is a predicted model, not a curated record. Bases 258 to 5858 code for a protein of 1866 amino acids.